This is a messenger RNA of Corticium candelabrum, 1389 nucleotides long. RefSeq names its product neural cell adhesion molecule 1-like. The coding region runs from base 70 to 1068 and encodes 332 amino acids. The transcript is spliced from 4 exons. Gene Ontology annotation, biological process: homophilic cell-cell adhesion. Gene Ontology annotation, cellular component: plasma membrane. NCBI's taxonomy places the organism in Eukaryota, Metazoa, Porifera, Homoscleromorpha, Homosclerophorida, Plakinidae. The record is from RefSeq and is a predicted model, not a curated record.
UCUCGUACAUCUGCCUAUAGAUAAAGCCACUCUUUACCGUCAUCAGACUUCCACGGGAAUUCUUCGUAAAUGAGUGGACUACUACUUUUUUCGGCAUUUGUGUUCUGUCAAGUCGGAGGUGUCAAUGCUUUACCAUUUAUUCACCCGUCACCACGUUCCACCGACGUCGUCUUGGACCAAUUGCAAAACUACUCAUUUCCAGUCCACAAGAAGCAUCACUCACUAGCCGGUCAUCCGGACAACUUUGAUUGCCCAUACUAUUCAACCCACAAACUCUUGUCAGUUCGAUGGUUUCGCAACGAGAAAGAAAUCGAGAGGGCGCAACGGCAAAGGAAAAUAGCCGUCACGAAGGACGGUCAUCUACGUUUCCUUUCGGUUGAGAGAGAAGAUCGCGGUACUUAUCGUUGCGAAGUCUACUUCAAGGACACCCUGCAAACGCAAACGAGGAAAGUCAAGCUGAUUGUUCACGAGAAACCAACCAUAGUUAGACGGUCGGCCAAGAAGAAACACACCACGGUUGGAAACCCCGUAUUUUUCUACUGCGAAGGAGCCGGCAAACCACAACCGCGUACGGUGUGGCUGAAAAAUGGGAAGAAACUGGACACGGCGAUAGGCACACGCUACCAGCUUCUGUCCAACAUGCUUGGCAUUCUAGAUGUAAUCAUGGAGGACGCCGGUGACUACACGUGCAUCAUACGCAACAAAUACGGUGAUGCCGAAGCCACCACGACCCUAACCGUUCAAGACCCGCCGCCCGCCCGGCCACACAUCAUCUACAUCACACCGCGCAUCAACACGACGGAGGGAUCUAACGUGACACUGCGGUGCACGGCGAGAAACAAUUACAGCAACGCUUCAAUCCAGUGGGAAGUGAACACGACCGACGCUCCAUACACUUCCUAUGACAUACACAUCGAGAAGACGACCAAGGGAAACGUGAGCAUACUGACAAGUCGACUAAUACUCCAAAAUGUGAGGUCUACGACGAGGACUCUCGUCAUAUGCAGAGCCAGAAAUCAAAUAGGAAGUACAACGGCAGCCGUGCGACUCUCAGUUAAAGCGAUAUAAUGCCAUGGUGAACGUCACUGUAUGUAUUCAUGUGGGGUCACAAAUGACAGUAGCUCUAUUUUCAUGUGGCAAAGUAUAUAAAAGCAGAGAUUGCCGCUAUAUUGGAACCAUGCACCUUUGGGCUAUAAUCCUGGCAGUCUGGGCAUUACGUUACUGACUGCUAGCUAGACAGUGUAAAUCAUAGUAGAUUAGAAUCUAGACGGCUAUGUAUGACUGCUUUUUGACUAUCAGAAGCAUUUUCUCUUUCUACAUGUACGCCUGGUAUGAUGCCAUAGUAGGUGACUAUGUCCUACAAAUAUACCAAAGAUGAAACAAGCAUCA